This is a messenger RNA of Saccostrea echinata, 6330 nucleotides long. Its product is annotated as unconventional myosin-Id-like. Gene Ontology annotation, biological process: actin filament organization; vesicle transport along actin filament. Gene Ontology annotation, cellular component: vesicle; plasma membrane; cytoplasm. The transcript is spliced from 21 exons. NCBI's taxonomy places the organism in Eukaryota, Metazoa, Mollusca, Bivalvia, Ostreida, Ostreidae. The coding region runs from base 80 to 3106 and encodes 1008 amino acids. Gene Ontology annotation, molecular function: actin filament binding; microfilament motor activity; ATP binding. The record is from RefSeq and is a predicted model, not a curated record.
AAUUUUGAUCGGUGUGAGUACCUGAAUAUCUCCAAUUUGAAUUAAAUAAGAUGUGAAAUCACAAGAAUUCUUUGUAGAGAUGGCUGGGAGUAUUCACGAAGGCCCCGAGUUUGGGGUUGGGGACUUUGUUUUACUGCAUGAUUUAACGCUUGAUGCGUUUAUGGAAAAUUUAAAACUGCGAUAUAGUAAGAAUAAAAUCUACACGUAUAUUGGAGAAGUGGUAGUGUCGGUGAAUCCGUACAAGACGGUGGACAUAUAUAACCCCACAUAUGUCGACGAAUACAAAGGGAGGGAAAUCUAUGAGAGGCCGCCCCACAUUUUUGCCUUGGCAGACUCUGCGUACAAAACCAUGAAAAGACAGAGUCGAGACACAUGUAUAGUCAUAUCAGGUGAAUCUGGAGCAGGAAAGACAGAAGCCUCUAAAAUCAUUAUGAGGUACAUUGCUGCAGUAACCAAUGUGGGUGGGCAAAAGGAAGUCGAAAGGGUUAAAGAUGUCCUGGUCAAGUCCAACGUUAUCUUGGAGGCUUUUGGGAAUGCUAAGACAAACAGGAACGAUAACUCUAGUCGGUUUGGAAAAUAUAUGGAUAUCAACUUUGACUUUAAAGGGGAUCCCAUAGGGGGGCACAUCAAUAACUACUUAUUAGAGAAGUCACGCGUAGUCCAUCAACAGGCCGGAGAGAGAAAUUUUCACUCAUUUUACCAGCUACUGUACGGAGCUAAGGACGAGAAGUUAAAGGAGUACAAAUUAGCACGGGAACCUCAGAAAUACUUCUAUGUCAACCAGGGAGGGGAUCCGAAGUGUGCGACGGUACAUGACAGGGACGACUAUAGGGCUGUAAUGAAUGCCCUGAAGAUCAUGGGGUUCUCUUAUGCUCACGCUGAGGCACUGUGGAAAAUUGUGGCUGCCAUUCUGCAUCUGGGAAAUCUAGAUUAUGUCUCAGUUGAUGACCAUGAUCAUGCAGGUGUGUCUGAUGAAACAUUGCUUGGCAACAUAGCUGGGUUGUUAUCAGUUACCAAGGAAAAUCUGAGGAAAGCCCUCUGUUUCCGGGUCAUUGCAGCUGGGGGUCAGGUGGUGGAGAAACAGCUGUCCACGUCUGAUGCCGUUUAUGCUAGAGAUGCUUUUGCCAAGGCUAUGUAUGACAGAAUGUUUACAUGGAUCGUCAGUAAAAUUAAUGAGGCCAUCGAUCCAAAGGCCAGUGGAAUUUCUUAUGUGGGAAAAAAUACAGUCAUAGGAGUCCUAGACAUCUACGGAUUUGAAAUUUUUGACAACAACAGUUUUGAACAGCUAUGUAUCAACUACUGCAAUGAAAAACUGCAGCAGCUAUUUAUAGAACUAGUCCUUAAACAGGAGCAAGAGGAAUAUCAGAGAGAAGGGAUUCAAUGGCAGCAUAUAGAGUACUUCAACAACAAAAUUAUUGUGGACCUGAUAGAGGCCCCUCAUAAGGGGAUACUGGCCAUACUUGACGAAGCGUGUCUCAGUGUAGGGAAGGUCACAGACGAGAUGUUUUUAACUGCCAUGGCUCAGAAACUGGCGAAACAUGACCACUUCACCUGUAGAUCUCUGAACCCUGCAGACAAAACACUGGAACAUGCUCGUGACUUCAGAAUAAAACAUUAUGCAGGUCAGGUGACCUAUCAAGUUCCUGGAUUCAUUGAUAAAAACAGAGACAGUCUUUUCCAGGAUUUUAAAAGACUUCUAUAUAACAGUGAGGAGGAUAUCUUUAAGCUGAUGUGGCCUGAGGGAGCACAGAAUAUAACCGAGACCACAAAGAGACCAAUCACAGCUGGUACCAACUUCAAGAACUCGAUAAUAGCCCUGGUAGACAACCUAGCCACCAAGGAGCCACACUAUGUGCGUUGCAUCAAACCCAAUGAAAUCAAAUCAGCAAGUGCGUUUAACGACGAGCGGGUCCGCCAUCAAGUGAUGUACCUGGGUCUGAUGGAAAAUGUUCGAGUCAGACGAGCAGGCUUUGCCUUCCGAAUCACUUAUGUCAGAUUUCUUCAGAGGUAUAAGUGCACCACACCAUACACCUGGCCCACCUUUGCAGGUAAUGAUAUUGAUGGGUGUAAGAAGAUUUUGAAGUCUCUGGGUCUCGAGGAUGAUGUCAAAUAUGGGAAAUCCAAAAUCUUCAUCCGGUCCCCCCAAACUCUGUUUUCCAUCGAGGAAACUCGCUCCCAGAAAAUCCCCACCAUUGUGGUCUUCCUACAGAAGAUGUGGAGGGGAGGCAAUGCCAGGAGAAAAGCAAAGAAGAUGAGGGCGAUAUACCUUAUCAUGGACCGCUUCAAGAAGUACAAAAUGAGGCAAUAUAUGAAGAAUCUUGUAGAAAAAUUCAAGAAUGUGAAGAGGAUGAAGGAUUAUGGGAAAAGUGUGGAGUGGCAAAGCCCACCUGCUAAACUACAGAGACUGGUGGAUCUGUUAAAAAGGGUACAUGGAAGGUGGAGAGCCAACAUGAUUUUGAAGGACAUUCCCAAACCUGAAUGGCCAAUGUUAAGAAUAAAGGUUUGUGCUGCAUAUGCCUUGGGAGGUCGAAGGUCAGAUUGGGGCUCCCGCAGGAAAUGGGAUGGAAACUACUUAGCAAUGUCAAAAGACAAUAGUAACACAGCGGACUUUGUCACCAAGAUGAACCAUUUGAAGUCUCAUGACAAUUUCUCCAAGAUCUUGUUUUCCUGUCAUGUUAAAAAGUUUAACAAAAACAACAAGCCUGCUGACCGAGCGAUUGUCAUCACAGAUAAAUUCAUCUACAAGUUGGAUCCUAAGAAGAAAUAUAAACCACUAAAGAAAGGAAUCAAUAUUAAUACGGUAACCGGUCUGUCAGUGACCCCUGGAUCUGACCAGCUGGUCAUCAUUCAUCUCCCUGAUGAAAAUGACCUUGUCCUCUGUCUUCUGAACCUAACCAAGGAGGAGAGGGUGGGGGAAAUUGUGGGCAUAAUGUGUAGUCAGCUGCAAAGGGUUGGUAAGGAAUUAAAAGUGACAGUCAGUAAACCGGUGCACUGCAUGCUGGGAAGUAAGCGACGGACAGUCAUGGUGCGGCCCACUGCCGUGAACGGUGGCGCCACAUUCAAGAAAGAGGGGGCAGACAUUGCACUAAUGUGGCCAGAAUCAUAGGAAGACAAUCAGCAUUUACUAAAUUUAAAAGAAAACCUGUUUUGAACAAGUGGAAAAAAAUGAGUUUAUGUCAAGGUCAAAAUGUAGAUUAUUGAAAAAAAUAAUUUUAAGGAAUUGAUUUGUUAAAAGAAAAAAGUUUUUUUUUAAUAGUUUUUAAUACAAGAAACACAAGCUAAUACAUACAUAUACCUUUGUUGUGCAAACAUUUAAUGUCUGAAUUUAUUAAGAACUGCUUUAUAUCUGGUAUUUAGUUUAGAAUAUACCAUUUAGGUGCUGAGAAUAUAUGUAUCGGUAGCUUAAUGAUCUCAGAGCUAAAAUAAUUAUGUAAUCCUAGAAACUGGAUUAUAAUUAUAGAUGUUUUAGAAAAAUGGAUUUUUUUUGUAUUCCAGAAAUAUUAACCAUAAUUCCAUGUUAGAUGUAAUGCUGAUAAUGAAAUUUAUUGUGCAAUGUGUUUUUGUAGUUUGUACAUGUAUACUUCAUUAGCUGUAUGGUUAUUCAUGCGUUUCUAAGUGACAGAUCAGAUUUUCCACCAUUUAAUUAUCGAUUAACACACUGAACAAUUACACUCAAUCAGAUUGAAAAUUGAAAAAAAAAAUGCAUAUUAACAAGUACAUGCUGUAUACAAGAUGGAGGCUACCAUUUAAAUGUCUCGCAUUCAUGCAUGGCUUUGUCAUUUUGAAAAUCUGAAUUAUCCUGCACUCGCAUGCCAGUAUUUCAGUAUCAGAACUUGUGUUUCAAGUGCAUUAAGAGUAUGGGCUUUUGUUUUAUUUUGAACAAAAUUAAUAUAAUAUAAUUUUUUCAAUGGUGUAUGUGACUAAAAAUUGGUACCUAUGUAUGUGCUGAUUUACUUUCAUUCAUGUAUGUUUGUAAUUUUACUUUAAGUUUUAAAUCAGGUAACAGAAAUCCAUAAAUUAUGUAAUAUGUAACACAUAUUUGGAUAAUAAUCAUUAAUUUACUCAUUUUAAACCCCCGAUUUUCAUAAUAUUUGUAUUAUUUUAAAAGUCUGUAGAUACACCUUAUUAUCUUUGUGGGUUGAGUCUUCAUAUAGUCCUUAAUUAGGUUUCAUAUAUUAAUAAGCACCUUAUAAAUUUUAAUUGCACUGGGUUUAAAAGCUGGUGCUAAACAUCACAGUAAGCAUACCAUUUAUUCCAUAAAUAUUGUAUAAUUAUGUAUAUUUUAUGUAUCAUGCUUACUAGAUGGAGGCUAUGAUGAGCCCCAUAUAAAUUCCUCAUACAUUGUAUACAUGUAUUGUACAGCUGCUCUGAUUUGUGGCUUUACAUUUGUUAUUGCUUGUUGAUGUAUAUUAAGAUUUAUAUAUUCUAUUAUACAAUUAUAUGUCUAUAUAUAUAUAUAUAUUUACACUCCUUGAUCAGCUGAUGCGGAAUAUUUUGAUGCAUUUGUUUUGUUACUUUGUUGUCUCGUUGAACAAGCUAUCUUUUUGGGAGAGAAUAUUAAUUAUAUGCUUUGCAUUUCCAUCAUCUUCUGUGAUUAUAUGCCAUAUUAGAAAGAUCUGCUAUAAGUCUUUCUUUUUUUUCCGCAGAAGCAAAACCCUUAGUACAUGCAGUUCAUUUGAGUUUGAAAAACAUUUUUUCAUUUUUAGUUCACAUUUAGAGAAGAUUAGGCUACAUCACAUUUGUAAUAUAGGCUGAAUAACAUUUUUAGAUACAUUUUUUUUCUCUUAGAUAACAUUCUGUAAUAAGUUAGAUUUUAUGAGCAAAAAAAGGUAGUUAUGUAUUCAUUGUAUUUGGAAAUUCUUUUCAAUCCUACUAUCCUUACUAAAAUGCCAGCAGAGUGAAUGGAGAUUGUCUAAGAAUUAUGCAUCCACUUGUGUUGCACAUUCCACAGUAUAUUGAUAUGCCUUUGAAGCAGUAGCAUUGCUAAAAAUAAUAUUACCAAAAACUGGGAAUAGACCACUGUUAAAUAUAAGAGAUCUUAUUGGUAGGAAUUCAGAUCAUUAUUUCUGGAAAAUACUGUUUGCUUCAACAACAUAUUUUAAGAAAUAUCCCUGUCUGCCUUAAGUUUUGAGAAUUUUUUAUUUUUUUCCCAAAAUAAUUGUACAGAGAUUUAGUUGAUUUGUAUAAAUCAAAAGAGAAGCAGAGAAUUUGUUUCUUAAAGAGAAGGAAUCAGUUAAAAGAAAUGCUGAAGAUUAUAAUUCUGCUUUCAAGAUUAAUCCACUGUGUUGUUUCCUGUUUUUGUCUGUUUCAAGAAAAUUAUUUAAAGGACACUGCAAAGAAUUCAUUUUUUUUUUUUUUUGUAACCAUUGCUGUAUGUGUAAGUAUGGUGUCGUACGUGUUUUGAGCUUUGGACAGUUUUAAUAUUGUUACAGUAGUGCUAGAUAUAGAUAUUUGUAAAUGUAGAGUAUUGUAUUGUUAAUUUUCAACCAUGAUGUUUUAUUUAUUUAAAAUAACACAGUUGGACUUUGGUAUCUUGAACACAAGAUAUCUCGAAUACCAUGGAUAUGACAAAGUGAUUUGGAGGUCCCAGCCACUUUUUCUUAAUGUAUUUUAACCUGGAUAUCUUGAUUCCUUGGAAAUCUUAAAGUUCUUUACUCUACAUGUAUAUCCUCGAGUUUGUAGAUAACGAUGUUUGACUGAAUAAGGAAUGGAAAAGGAAAGAAUAUACAAAGCAAAAUUUCAUUGUGCUCCAAUAGAGCUAUUUAUGAACAGUAAUUAGAAAGCAGUAAACUAGAAUGAGUAAAGAGUAGAAAAGUCUCCAGGAAUUUUUAUUUUUUUCCCCUAUAAUUAUGUUAAUGGACAAGAAAUGUUAAUGUUUUUUUUCCUUGCAGAACAUGUCAUUCAUAGAUAAAUACUUACUGAAAAGAAAUUAUUUGAAUAAUACACAUUUGUACCUAACUUUUUUCAAUCAAGGUCCCUUGAAAUAGCAAAUUAUAUUUAAAAAAAAAAACAUUAUGUUUUCAGUAUUCUUGGAUGGAAAAUAUUCUGUUUUGUAAAUGGUUUAACUGGUUCAAAAAAUGUACUUGCAUAUUAGAAGUAUUUGAUUAUAUUUCGAAGAAUAAUUAUAUUGAUAUCACAUAUCACAUAUUAUGUGCCUUUUUCUUUGUAAUUAUACAUUAUCUUUUGCUAUAUAUCUAUAUAUCAUAUAUAAAGAUUGGGCUGUUCUGCUUGUAAUUUUUAUCAAUUAUUUAUUAUUAUCAAUUAUCUCUUGGACAGGUUUUAAUUGGUAAUUGUACAUUAUAUAACAUGAAAAUAAAAUAUCAGAGUUCC